CACAACCACAAAAACUCCACGCGUCUGCAAGCCCAAACCCAGCUACCGCGGCCCACGAAUUCGCACAGCACUUCCAACGUGUCCGCUUGACAGGCAUUCGAACUUCGUACCGCGAGUCUCCGAUCCUGGCACAGUAUUGGCGGAGAAAGGGAGAACGUGACAGAACGGGCUCGCGUUUGUGACUCGGAUCAUUAUCACCGCCAGUCCUGGCCAAAGUUUGCCCAACCGAUCAGCCACGCCUAACAUACUGCCAAUCCAAUGUGUCCUCCAUGUCAUCGGCGCGGUCGGAUUCGAAUAAUACCUCAGCCCCCGCCCACCUAAGGACCGAAGCUGAGAACCUCCAAAAGCAAGCCUUUACUGCCACCUCUGAUCUCACUCAUCUUGCAGAGGAUGAGCCCUUCAAGCACAUAUCUAAGGUCGGCAGAUCGGAAACUGCGCCGAUAACAAUACCUGCGAGUCUGUGGGCUUCAUCAAGAGACGCUCCACAGCUCACGGAACGAGAUACCAUUUUUGCCACAACCUACGUCCAGUCGCGCUCCCCUCCACCCGCUCAAGACACGCAUAAUGGGAAUCUGUUGGCAAAUGUUGACAAAGGUUUGGGAGGAGCCACUUCAGGAAAGGUGAAGAUAUCACCUCGCGCUUCACGAAAACACGCGCAAGUCACAUUUGCGACUGGUACAGAACAUCGAUACAGUGACAGCAAGAAGGUGCAGACACAGCAACCAGAGGUGCAUGAGCUGCUGCGAGACACUCAAAUUGAAACCACUUCGAACAAGGGUACCUCGAUGGGCAUUGAGGGUGCCCAAGCUGAAACCAGCCGACGGCCGUACUUAUCCUCGACCGAACGGCCAUCGACGUCUCCUGCUUACAUCUUCGAUGCCGUCGAUGAAGCCGAGAGAGCUCGAUAUCGCUCGUGGAGAGAGGGCCACACACCAUGGCUAGGCUCUGGCUCACUGGCGAAGAGAAGGAGUCGCAGUGGGGACAAUACCCAUGUUGAUAAGAACAUCGAGGCAACGCUGCGCAAGAUUGACGCACCGGCUAUAUCUUCACGCAGUCGAAAGUCCAGCCAGUAUCUUGGACUCUUCAAGGAGAAGGAUGUAGCCGAGCAGAAACAGAGACGUGACCAACGAGCGAAGGAACAAGCUCAGGCGUCAAGGAAACAUCAAACUACCGAUCAAAUUCGAGCUUCGUCGCCGUUGGCUUAUGAAUUUCCUCGUGAUGAUAGCGCUAAACAAGUUGAGCUCACUGCGGAACCCGAAGAACUUGAACCAAGUCCUCGCACCGAAUACGGUACUUAUAUGGCUCUUAGUCAUGGCGGUCCUCAUAACAUAAGAGGCCAGGAACUUCCUGUCAAGCUUCCACGCAGCAAUACUGACUUUUCUCUCGAAACGGAAGCACCUUUACCGAUUCCUACUCGGAAACCACAGAGUUUGUCCUCACGUCUUGUGGAGGAAAUGAAACACGUGCAUGAUAUAGAGUUGUCUUCAGACAGUGAGCGACUUCUUUCAUGCAGUUUUCAGACGAAGCGUAUGGAUCGACCACGUCUGGCUGAACCCAAAAGCCGUACACCUACUAAGGAGUAUGCUAACUACAUCGAACCACGUGAGAGUGAUGAGAGCACCGGCAAAUCACCGGUAACCGAGGAUGAUGAGAUUUCUGAGCAUGAGCAGAUCUCCAAGGCUCUGUACUUUCCGCAUCGACAGCUUGUCACCGACGAUGAAGAAGAUUAUCAGCGAGAAUCAUCUGACGCUGCUGUAGCCUGUGCAAUCGAAGAAGCCAAAGCCUCUGACGAGCCACUUACUCCAAGUACGGAGCAGAGGCUAAAGGAGGCAUCCGAACGCGCUUCGAACGAGGUUGCAUUGUCACUGGAGACUUCCAACGACAAAGAGUAUUUCCACGGAGACCUCUCGACGUCAUUGACGCUGCCAAUUGAGGAUGAAAGUUAUACAUCGUCCAAUGACCUCAUGUAUUCUGGCUCGGAAUAUGAUACGCAGGAUGAAUCAAUGAGAUCUGCAUACUACGACACUAGUAGUUCUGAUGAAGCGGGUUCCACACCAAAAGCAUCACCGAAGCACAUAUCUACACGAAAACAUAUUACAUCGGCACCUCUUGGAGCUGUAGAGCUUAAGCCAUAUGAUCAUCAAGUUGGUGGACACAGCACGGUUUAUCGAUUCUCUCGGCGGGCCAUCUGUAAGCAAUUAAAUAACCGCGAAAACAUCUUUUACGAAAUCGUAGAGAGGUGGCACCCAGAGCUGGUAGCCUUCAUGCCAAGGUACAUCGGGGUGCUAAAUGUCACAUAUCGUAAAGCGAUAAAACGCCGAAAGACUGUUAACCCAGCUACGCCACAGAAAAAAUCCUCGCUUGACAUGAGUAAAGAAAGCGUUACUCAGGAUGCCGUCGCUAGUGGCCCUGCGUCUGGUGUGAACGAACGGCCCGGUCCUCAGCCGCGCAUCGUGAGCCAUUCACAGCAAAUAACACCGGUCCCGCAGGUAGUUCUUGAGAACAAUAGGCACAUCAUCCCUAAUAGCCUGUUUCGUGCAAGCUCCCGUCCUUCUACUCCGCGACCGCAGUCGAGCGAUCCGUCUCUACUCUCGCAGAUGCGCCGAUGGUCGCAAAGUGAACAGAACCUCACUCAUCCAGAAUCUAUGUCUGCAGAUACCAGUCCGUCACGUCCACCGAUCAAGCAACAGUCUAGUUGGGGUGCGACCACAGUAAACACAAAACUCAAAGAACAAGUGUUGCGUGAAGUCUUUGCCGCACCUCCAAUCCAUCGUCAUAGGCGUGGCCGUCGGCACCGCUCGCUUUCCAAUACUCAAAACCUCCACGCUCAGCAAGCAGAUGGCACUGAAUCGGGCUCGGGGAGCCGAAAAGGUGGUUCAGAUAGGACUGGGAAGUAUUCAUCUUUUACUGAAGGAGAAUCACUGCGACGUCAGCUUCUACGUGGCGAACAUGCACGCAAUGGUUUGACACGGACAACCUCUGCUGCUGUAUCCGAUCUGGGUCCUGCAGUAGAUGAGCGGAACCGGGACUCUUAUUCCGACGCUACUGUCGAAGACUCUGGGCCGACCGAAGAUCGGAAGUCACGCCGAAGACAUUCCGGUGGUGGAUUACGAAGACGGCCGUUUGCAAUUGACUCAGACAAGCGAUCAUCGCUUGAGUUUCACGAAGAAGAGGAAGAAGGCUACGGUGGCGACAGAGAAGAGGAAGUGUUUCUGAUGGACGAUGACGACCAGCCAUUAGCUUCGUCACAUCAAGCAGCUCAAUCCCAGCAUGUCCAGAACGGAAAUUCCGGUGAUCCUAGUCCUAAACCCAGUUCAAGUCACUCAUUGACUGCCCCAGAGACGCGUGAUCAAGAAACUCAGACAUACGAGGAAUUUUUCGAACCUAGCAACCCAAAACAAGCAAUCGUCGACAAGGAUGAACGCGUCCAACUGUUUAUAUUGCUUGAAGAUCUCACAGCAGGCAUGUCAAAGCCCUGCGUGUUGGAUCUGAAGAUGGGCACCCGGCAGUACGGUGUGGAGGCCGAUGCAAAGAAGAAGCGCUCGCAAAGGCGAAAGUGUCAGUCUACAACCUCGCAGGAGCUAGGCGUGCGUGUCUGUGGUAUGCAGAUCUUCAAUGUUAAAACCCAGUCGGUCGUUUUCAAGGAUAAGUACUACGGCCGUGAUCUGAAAGCAGGUCGCGAGUUCCAAGAGGCUCUUAAGAGCUUCUUCUUCGACGGCUAUGGCUACAGUUCCGCUUUGAAACACAUCCCAACCAUUUUGGAGAAGAUCUCGAGCCUUGAAGCCAUGAUUCAUGGACUGCCGGGCUACAGGUUCUAUGCGAGCAGCUUGCUCAUGCUGUACGAUCGUGCAGCAAGUGAAGAUACGCUAGCUCUUGAAAAGGCCACUGCUAGCGACAAAAAGGACCGCAGCAAGCUUGCCGAAGCGCUGAAAAAGAAGGCCGAGAUCAAACUCAAGAUUGUAGAUUUUGCAAAUUGCGUUACUGCAGAGGAUCCUCCUCCAGCCGAUGUGCCCUGCCCUCCUCAUGACCCUGAAGGUAUUGAUCGAGGCUACCUCCGUGGGCUUCGCACCUUGAGGUUAUAUUUCCAACGAAUCUGGAAGGAGCUCAACGGCACAGACUGGCUUGAACGCGGCGAUAUGGAAGGUGUGUCGUUGCAAAGCAAUGGCACAGGUAAGGACAUAAAGGACUUUGAGGACCCUGCUUUUUCGUCCGAUGAUGAAGGAAAUGCCAGUUUUUGAAAGUAUGUUUGUUUCGUAUGUUUAAUGUUCGAUAACGGCGUGGAAUACCAGGAGACUUUGCCUGCCACAAUUAUCUGUGUAUUUUAGCGACGUGGCGUUGGUGGGAAACAUGUCUGUGGCGAGGUUUAUGACCAGGCGUUAGAUGAAGAAAGGCUAGCAUAGGUUUUGGCGCAGGCGAUCGAAUAAAGCUCUAGGUAUCUUCGAACUCCAG
Verruconis gallopava is the source of this 4449-nucleotide messenger RNA. RefSeq lists its product as uncharacterized. The coding region runs from base 270 to 4238 and encodes 1322 amino acids. Lineage: Eukaryota; Fungi; Ascomycota; Dothideomycetes; Venturiales; Sympoventuriaceae. Gene Ontology annotation, biological process: phosphatidylinositol phosphate biosynthetic process; inositol phosphate biosynthetic process. Gene Ontology annotation, molecular function: inositol hexakisphosphate kinase activity. The transcript is spliced from 2 exons. Gene Ontology annotation, cellular component: nucleus; cytoplasm. The record is from RefSeq and is a predicted model, not a curated record.